This is a messenger RNA of Dicrocoelium dendriticum, 400 nucleotides long. Lineage: Eukaryota; Metazoa; Platyhelminthes; Trematoda; Plagiorchiida; Dicrocoeliidae. The record is from the annotation of a GenBank genome assembly.
AUAUCCGAUAACAUCAUAUGGAUUCGGAUGUGGACAUCGGGCAUACGACCAAAACUCUCGACAAAAUGCGCCAGAACCUGACAGUGACGCGCGAAUCUGAGCAAGACAAUUGUCUCACUUAUCUAGAUGUAUUGAUUAUACGGCGACCAGACGGUUCCACCAGGUCUGUCUACAGGACUUGUCAGUAUUUGCAUUAUACGAGUUUCUCCCCUAUUCAACACAAACGUUCGCUCGUCUGGACACUCUUCUAUCGGGCCCAUAUGAUCUGCACACCAGACAUCAUAAAAGCAGAAAGAGAUCUCUUCGAUACGCUACAAUCCAACGGUUACCCGUUGCAGUUUAUUAAGUGCCUCAGUGAAAAAACCAAACGAGAUCAUAUCCCAUUACUCCUUAAGUAGCC